Messenger RNA from Gryllus bimaculatus (two-spotted cricket), 1261 nucleotides. The record is from the annotation of a GenBank genome assembly. NCBI's taxonomy places the organism in Eukaryota, Metazoa, Arthropoda, Insecta, Orthoptera, Gryllidae.
GCACUCCGCACCGGGACGCGUGACACGGCAGCACGCCCGCAGACGCGCUCUCCGCCGCACGCCCGGCCCCGCCCCGCCCCACCGGCUCCCUCGCCCACAGAAAGAUGGCUGAUAUGAAGAAGACAGUGUUUGCCUUAGUUGUUCUGUCACUUUUUGUGGCGGUGCUGUCAGCGCCGAAAGAGUGCAUAAAGAACCAACAACCUUGUGUUCACAAGAAUGAAUGCUGCGAUGGGUGUUGCAGUGAGAGCAAAUGUGCUCCUUAUGCUGAUGGCUGCUCGGCACAGCUGAAUCCUUGCUCCUUGCACGCCUGUCCUCCCGGGAAGACCUGCUACUUGCAGCCAGUGACUUGCGUGGCAGCUAAUUGUGAUCCUGUGCCAGCUUGCAAAGAUCCUGACUACGAUUAUGAAUAGCAAGAACUUACGUUUGUUUACUUUUCUCGAAACGUCCAUCUAAAAAUGUAUGAUAUUUGUAGAGAAAACGUUAACCAAAGAGAAUACGCAUACAAAAUCAGUGGAGGUUGCACCUUCAAAUUGAUAUUAUCUAAUCCAAGUGCUUUCUUUGUGCGCGUUGAAAUGUUUUUGUAAUACGAUCCUGCGAUCAGCUUCUGACCAUUGUUUUGGUCGUGGAUCCAGUUACGUAAUUUGAGAUUGGUUUCACGUUAGUAUUAUUAUAUUUUUUCGCUUCCAUACUAAUAUGGAGUAACGUCUGAGUAUAUUACUUCGUAGGUUAUCAUUGUGGGUUACAUCUCUCGAAACUUAUUGGAUCCAAAUGGCAAAAAUUCAUUCACUUUUUCAAAUCCUUACAAACACUUUUGGAUAUGAAACUAUCUAGUCCGUAGAAGUAUUUCUCGAAACAAAGUUUUUGAAAUGCAUACUUUAUUAUCAGCUUCUGGAUGUCUGCAAUUUAAGUUAUUUUUGAAAAUUAGAAUAUUUAAGGUUGAGGCUAUGUCUCAACAAAUUCUAUCAUUUAAAGAUAAGAAUAUUUGAAAAUACUGAUCCCUUUGCUACUGUAUUGUUGUGUUCUUACUAUUUUCAGUUUCGUGUCUAAGGAAAUAUGUAAAUAUCUCAGAGUAUAAUUUUGUAAUUUGUGUUUGAUUAUUACAUUAUGUUUUCCGUCCAUAAAUUUAAGAAUAUUUUUCCAGUAAAUAUUUAUCAUAAAUACUUUUUUAAGCAAAUGUAACAUUUUGUAUUUGUGGAUUACCUUGUUUUCAGUAUUAUUGAAGAUAAUUUGGUUACAAAAUAAAAACAUAAUAUCAUUUUUG